Messenger RNA from Talaromyces amestolkiae, 1281 nucleotides. RefSeq lists its product as uncharacterized. Lineage: Eukaryota; Fungi; Ascomycota; Eurotiomycetes; Eurotiales; Trichocomaceae. Bases 1 to 1281 code for a protein of 426 amino acids. The transcript has 2 exons. Gene Ontology annotation, biological process: protein histidyl modification to diphthamide. Gene Ontology annotation, molecular function: 2-(3-amino-3-carboxypropyl)histidine synthase activity. The record is from RefSeq and is a predicted model, not a curated record.
AUGGACGGCAUAGAAGAUACAACAUCUCGUCCCGCAACCCGCCAGCCAAAGAAGAGAUUUGUCGGCAGACGGACAGCAGAUGCCCAGGCACAGACUGACUCUACCAACACCGACACCAGCAUAGAGAAGGCCACCCCUCGAAAACCACCCCGAACCCUGAAUCACAUCCCCCCCUCCAUCUCCGAAAACCCCGACAUCCUCGCCGCCGUCUCCCUCCUCCCAUCAAACUACUCCUUCGAAAUCCCCAAAACAAUCCACCGCAUCCGCACCUUAGGCGCAAAGCGAGUCGCCCUCCAAUUCCCCGAAGGCCUGCUGCUGUUUGCAACCACAAUAUCAGACAUCCUCACCGAGUUCUGCGAUGGCGUUGAAAUCCUGAUCAUGGGCGACGUCACGUACGGCGCCUGCUGUAUCGACGACUACACGGCGCGCGCCCUCGGCUGCGAUCUUCUGGUGCACUACGCGCACAGUUGUUUGAUACCUGUAGACGUCACGACCAUCAAAACCCUCUACAUCUUCGUGGACAUUAGCAUUGACACAACCCACCUUAUCGCCACCCUCGAACGCAAUUUUCAGGCUGGAAAAACAAUCGCAACGGUAGGCACAAUCCAAUUCAACGCUACCUUACACGGCCUCAAACCCGUCCUCGAGCGCGCAGGCUUCAAAGUCAUAAUCCCUCAAAUCAUGCCGCUCUCAAAGGGUGAGAUAUUGGGUUGCACGUCGCCGCAGUUGUCGGACAAGGAAAUCGAUUAUUUAUUGUAUCUGGGUGAUGGCCGGUUCCAUCUCGAGUCGGCGAUGAUACAUAACCCCAAAAUUCCGGCAUAUAGAUACGAUCCGUAUUCGAGGGUGUUGUCGCGAGAGACGUAUGAGCAUGAGGAGAUGCAUACCCUACGUCGGGACGCGAUAACCGCCGCCUCCAGCGCCAGAAAAUGGGGCAUCAUUCUCGGCUCUCUGGGCAGACAAGGAAAUCCACAUACAAUGUCAUUAAUCGAAUCACAUCUUAACAAAAAGGGCAUUCCGUUUGUGAACUUGUUGCUUAGUGAAAUAUUUCCGGGGAAACUGGCUUCUAUGCCUGAUGUGGAGUGUUGGGUGCAGGUUGCGUGUCCUAGGUUGAGUAUUGAUUGGGGUUAUGCGUUUCCGAGACCGUUGUUGACGCCGUAUGAGGCUCUUGUUGCGUUGGAGGCAAGAAAGGGGUGGGAUGAAGGGAACGGGGGUGUUUAUCCGAUGGAUUUCUAUGGGAAGGAUGGGCUGGGUAGGACGAGGGCGGAGCAGGUCUCUGUUUGA